Paralichthys olivaceus (Japanese flounder) is the source of this 3544-nucleotide messenger RNA. It is a transcript of the gene hnf4a, whose product is annotated as hepatocyte nuclear factor 4, alpha. Gene Ontology annotation, molecular function: zinc ion binding; nuclear receptor activity; RNA polymerase II cis-regulatory region sequence-specific DNA binding. The record is from RefSeq and is a predicted model, not a curated record. NCBI's taxonomy places the organism in Eukaryota, Metazoa, Chordata, Actinopteri, Pleuronectiformes, Paralichthyidae. Gene Ontology annotation, biological process: anatomical structure development; positive regulation of transcription by RNA polymerase II; cell differentiation.
AUAUGAGGACACACACACACACACACACACACACACACACACACACACACACACUACGGUCACCACAGCAAACAUUUUUGCUCGACAAACAAAAUUAGUCAGAAACAAGAGGAGCGGCCUGUGGUUCAGCAUUUACGUGACUUCAGUUUAUCUUGGCAGCUUGUGACUCUGCCCGCCGGCACAGCAGGAGGCACUGUUAAUGUGAUGUUUGUGAUGCAAGUGUGCUGUAUCCUGAUAUUUCUAAUUGUUCUUCUAGACUCAACUCAACUAAUCCCAGACUGAAGACACUUGUGAUUAAAUUAGAUAAAUUGCCUGGAUUGUGCAGAUUCAUUAAGAAACAUCAACUAGAAUGUCAGAGAGCAGAACAGUCUCCUCAUGAAAUCACACUCAAAGUCACAAAAUCCAGAUUUUUCAUCAAAUUGCACAAAAACGUCCGAGCUCCCAACGUGAAGGAUUCUUUCCCGACACAAACCGAAUCCUUAUUAUUACGUUUCAUGUGAAUCCGUCCUGUAGUUUUUUGUGUAAACCUGCUUCCACACAGACAAACAAAAACACAGACGACAACAUAAACCUCCCUGAUGGAGAGAAUACAUCUCUCUGCGUUAUCACAGAUGAAUCAGCAUAUAAAGUAUUUCAAAUAACAAAUGCUUUAUGUUUUUACUUGGAUCACGUCUCACGCAUCCACAGCAUUUCCUGGAAAUUGUUCCAGUGCUUUUUGCGGCUGAAUAGAAACCAACAGAACCGUGGAGGUAAUAAUGGUCGUGUGUAAGUUUCCCUGCAGCUUCUGUGUUUCAGUCUGGAUUCAGUGGACGGUGCACACGUGUCUCCCUCAGUGAAAUCAGGUAAAUGGUUUGAAUUGGACUUCACCUGGUGUCUGGGCUCUUUUCUCCUCGCUCCAAACUAAUGACGUCAAUCAUCACACGCCGUUUGUUCGCUGCCACCCUCGGUACAUUCUCCACUCCUCUGUCUUUUAUGUCGCUCCCCCACCCUCCUGCCUUUCUCUCUCUCUCUCUCUCUCUCCCUUUUUCUAUAAACUCUUGCGUCUUAUUCACUCCUCACCCGUCCAUAUCUGGAGAAACGACCGUUUGGUGAUGAGAAAGAGGGAAAAGCACAUAAUCACUCUAUGUCUAUUUGCGUUUCUAUCAUCAUGUUGCCAUGGUUACAGCUGCUAUAUAGAUUGGUGUCCAUACGAGCCUGGUUACUGUUUAACCUCCCCACCCACAUUUGCCCAGAUUAGGAAAAUCAAUAAGAUAACAGCAGCAACACCGGCCUUACCUUGCACCAACACCCUUCUCACACCACAGCACCCUGCGCCAAACUUCCACAUUUUACACCUUGUGUUGCGGGCGGAGAAAGUGGAUUUACAACAUAUGGGUGAGAGGAGGCAGAGGACGACAUGGUCAAUGUAAACACGCACGUCAGUUCAAGUAUGGAACUUCCAUUUGACUCUUCACCGGCAGAAAGCGCCAACAUGAACGCCACCGGCCACCUGGCAGCGGGCAGCCUGUGCGCCAUAUGUGGAGACCGAGCCACUGGCAAACACUACGGGGCCUCCAGCUGUGACGGCUGCAAGGGCUUCUUCAGACGCAGCGUCCGCAAAAAUCACAUGUACUCGUGCAGGUUCAACAGACAAUGCAUCGUGGACAAAGACAAGCGAAAUCAAUGCAGAUACUGCCGACUGAAGAAAUGCUUCAGAGCCGGCAUGAAGAAAGAAGCUGUGCAGAAUGAACGAGACAGAAUCAGCACCAGGAGGUCCAGCUACGAAGACAGCAGUUUACCAUCCAUCAAUGCACUCAUCCAGGCAGACAUGCUGUCCAGACAGAUCACCUCCCCGGCUCCCCUGCUCAACGGCGACAUCAGGACCAAGAAGAUCGCCACCAUCACUGACGUGUGCGAGUCCAUGAAGCAGCAGCUGCUGGUGUUGGUGGAGUGGGCCAAGUACAUCCCGGCCUUCUCUGACCUGCCCCUGGAUGACCAGGUGGCGCUGCUGCGAGCUCAUGCCGGAGAACAUCUCCUGCUCGGUGCUGCAAAGAGGUCCAUGCUAUACAAAGAUAUCCUCCUAUUAGGAAAUGACCACAUCGUUCCCAGAAACUGUCCGGAGCUGGAGGUGGGCAGGGUAUCAGUGAGGAUCCUGGACGAGCUCGUGCUUCCGUUCCAGGAGCUCCAGAUAGACGACAACGAGUACGCCUGCUUGAAGGCCAUAGUUUUCUUUGACCCAGAUGCCAAAGGUCUGAGUGACCCUGGAAAAAUCAAGCGGAUGCGAUACCAGGUCCAGGUUAGCCUGGAGGACUACAUCAACGACCGGCAGUACGACUCCCGAGGCCGCUUCGGGGAGCUGCUCCUGCUGCUGCCGACACUACAGAGCAUCACCUGGCAAAUGAUCGAACAGAUCCAGUUUGUCAAACUCUUCGGCAUGGCCAAGAUCGACAACCUGCUGCAAGAGAUGCUCCUCGGAGGCUCUGCCAGUGAAGCUCCACAUGCACCUCACUGUCUGCACCCUCAUCUGGUCCAAGAGCACCUCAGCAGCAACGUCAUAGUGACCGGCAACAUACCGACGCCCAUCCACAAUGGUCAAAUCUCCACUCCUGAAACCCCGAUCCCGUCUCCGCCUACUGCCUCCAGCUCAGAACAUUAUAAAAUGGCUCAGGGGGUCAUAGCCACUGCGCCGAAGCAGCCAACCUCAAUCCCUCAGCCCACCAUUACAAAACAAGAGGCCAUCUAACAACCCUCUGAAUUCUUAUCCCACCAGUUUUUAUAUUGUGUUAGAUCAUUAAAUGUAAGUUUAUACACAAUCAGCAUCGAAGCUGUUAACUUGACUGAAACAAUGAGGUAGCUACACAAACAGAAUGUAAUUGCAAUUAUGUCCCUUGCAGAUUAUGAGUCUUCAGGGAUCUAUUUGUUCUCACAUGCAGGUGCCGAGGAGCUGCACUGACAGCCACACAAAACCAUCAGCAUUGAAACCGUCGGUCUGUGAGAUCGACACUUAGAGACACACGAUGUUGUACAUAGAGUUUGUUCUUGGGUGACAUCACAUCAUUUAGCAUGGCCUCAGUGUGCAGAAAGGAUUUUGUUAGGCGUGGUGAUGCGAUCACGUCACUACUUUAAGAAUGUUACAACUGGCCUUACACUGGCAUGUAUUUAGUGUUGCACAGUAUUUUUAUUUUAUGUUCGUUGGUGGUAAAAUGUUUUCACACGUGAGCUCAGAAAGCGUAACGUGCUGGUCUCUUAAAGAUUCUGUGACAAGGCUAAAAUGUACGUGGUUGGUUUUAUACGCCAGAAAAUGCAUAUUUACAAAAGUAAAACAUGUUGAAAUUCUCUGUGGUGCCACUUUGUGAAAGUCACACACAGACACACUGAGGACGUUUCCCAAUGAUGUGUUGUAUUGGUUUUUAAAAUAUAUAUUAUAUUUUUUGUUUAGUACUUUGUCAUGGUUUAACUGAUGGAAAUAAUUGUGCCUUGUAACCUGUACUGCCUUUUAAAAACAGGCAAUGUUUCGCCUUACAAUGUGAACAUGAAAUAAUAAAUCUCAAGAUCUAUUUUUACA